This is a messenger RNA of Prunus armeniaca (apricot), 282 nucleotides long. The record is from the annotation of a GenBank genome assembly. NCBI's taxonomy places the organism in Eukaryota, Viridiplantae, Streptophyta, Magnoliopsida, Rosales, Rosaceae.
AUGGCCUCGCUCAAGCAUUUCUUUGAGAAAGGGAGUUCUCCUUCACAUCAUGUUGAUAAAAUCUUGAGACAUAUACAGUUUCUCAGCCUCAAAAUCGGCAGAAUCAUCUGCUUCGAGCUUGUGGCAGUGAAGGUGGAGAAACUUAAUUACAAUGUUCGAAAGAUGUUUGAUCGACCACCAAAAGAAGAAGUUGAGAAAGCAAGCCUCGUGUGCCUUCUCCAUGCCAGAACCCGUCUAAAAAUAAAUCAAGCAUUGGCUUAUCUCCUUCUAUGUACGCUUUAA